Messenger RNA from Gossypium arboreum, 3931 nucleotides. Its product is annotated as kinesin-like protein KIN-14F. Gene Ontology annotation, biological process: microtubule-based movement. Lineage: Eukaryota; Viridiplantae; Streptophyta; Magnoliopsida; Malvales; Malvaceae. The record is from RefSeq and is a predicted model, not a curated record. Gene Ontology annotation, molecular function: microtubule motor activity; microtubule binding; ATP binding.
UUUAAUAAAAUGAAGACACCAACGUUUGAACUUUGAAUUUGAGGAGUUCUUUUCUUUGUUCUCUCUGUUCUUUUCCACUCUCCCUCACAUACAUACAUAUAUCAGUUGUCAGAUAUCUAUAUCUAUAUCUAUAUCUAUAUAUAAAAUAUUAUAUAUUGGAUCGUUCAAAGUAAUUAAACUAAUUAGCUUCAACCCUUCAACUUGUGAUUCUCUCCAAGAUUUCUGGGUUUCUGCCAUUGUUUCAGUACCUCCCAAAGGUGAUCAAAAUCUUUCACAAGAACUCUUCUUGGGGGAAAAAGUGACUGAUAAAAUGCCUCAGCUAAUCAACUCUAAUUCAAUUUUCACUUCUCCUUCCAAGAAUCUCAAAGGUUUAAAGGCUUUACUCUCUAACAAUGUUGAGCCUUCAAACACUGAUGAUGUCUUCAAUGAAAAUGAAUUAGCUCAAAGAAAAGCUGAAGAAGCAGCUUCAAGGAGGUACCAAGCAGCAGAAUGGUUGAGACAGAUGGACCAAGGUGCAUCAGAAACCCUGCCCAAAGAACCCUCUGAAGAAGAAUUUUGCCUUGCACUUCGAAAUGGGCUCAUCCUUUGCAAUGUCCUUAACAAAGUCAAUCCUGGAGCUGUUCUUAAGAUAGUGGAAAAUCCAAUAAUCCCAGACCAGUCAACAGAAGGAGCAGCACAAUCUGCUAUUCAGUAUUUUGAAAACAUGAGGAAUUUCUUGGUAGCUGUGAAAGAUAUGCAGCUCUUGACCUUUGAAGCUUCUGAUGUUGAAAAGGGUGGUUCAAUGACUAAAGUUGUGGACUGCAUUCUAUGUCUGAAAGGAUAUUAUGAAUGGAAGCAAGCAGGAGGAAUUGGAGUUUGGAGAUAUGGAGGAACUGUAAAGAUUACGGCCUUCCCAAAAGGGUCACUACCUUCCUUGAUUGGAAGUGAAAGUGCCGAUGAUUCUCUGGAUGGGUCAGAAUCAUCGCAAUAUGAACAAUUAUUGGAGUUUCUCCAUCUCUCUAAUGAAGUCACAAUUGAGGAGUCCAAAACUGCCAAUGCUCUAGCUUUUCUUUUUGAUCGCUUUGGUCUUUGGCUUCUACAAGCUUACCUUAGAGACAGCAAUGGGAUUGAAGAAUUCCCCUUGAAUGCAAUGUUAGUAGAUACAUUAAUCAGUAAGAUCGUGAAGGACUUCUCAACAUUGCUUGUUUACCAAGGAACACAGCUUGGGCUGUUUCUGAAGAAACUCUUGAAAGCUGACAUGAAUUCUCUAUCGAAAUCCAAUUUUAUAGAAGCCAUCUCACUAUAUCUCGGUCAAAAGACUAGCCUGGCAUCAAAUGAUGUCUCCAAGUUCUGCAUCUGUGGUGGGAAACGAGACAUUGUUCGCCAUAGCGUUAGUCAUUCUGCUGUUAAUGCAGACCUUCUUGAUCUUCAGCAGAGAGAAAUACAGGACAUCAAGUUAGAUUUUCAACAAACAAAGCUUGAAGUCAAACAGAUUCAUUCAAAUUGGGAGGAAGAACUUAAGAGACUAGUGCAUCAUAUCAAGGGUCUCGAAGUGGCAUCCUCUUCUUAUCACAAGGUAUUAGAAGAAAAUCGUAUGCUUUACAAUCAAGUCCAAGACCUCAAAGGAACGAUACGAGUUUACUGUCGAGUGAGGCCCUUUUUGCAAGGCCAAACAAACGGACAAUCAACUGUGGAUUACAUAGGAGAAAAUGGAAACAUCAUGAUUGUCAAUCCUUUAAAGCAGGGCAAAGAUGCAAGAAAAGUAUUCUCUUUUAACAAAGUGUUUGGACCAACCAUCUCACAAGAACAAAUAUAUGUCGACACUCAAUCGCUGGUCAGAUCUGUAUUAGACGGCUUUAACGUUUGCAUCUUUGCAUACGGACAAACUGGCUCAGGAAAGACAUAUACAAUGAGUGGACCGGAUUUGACUACCGAGCAAACGUGGGGUGUAAACUACCGUGCUCUAAAUGACCUGUUUCAAAUAUCCAAGGAGAGAGCAGAUUUUGUUAAAUAUGAAGUUGGUGUGCAAAUGAUUGAAAUAUACAAUGAACAAGUGAGAGAUUUAUUAGUCAUGGAUGGCUCGAAUAGAAGAUAUCCUUCACAUUUACUUCUUGUUUAUAUAGUUGAACUGUAUAACUUUAUUGAAUCUGGCACACGGUUCACCUUAACAACCCAUACAUUGGAUAUUCGGAACAAUUCUCAGUUGAAUGGCCUAAAUGUGCCUGAUGCAAGUUGGGUUCCAGUUUCAAGUACUCAAGAUGUUCUUGAACUGAUGAGAACAGGUCAAAAGAAUCGUGCUGUAGGUGCUACGGCUUUAAACGAGCGAAGUAGCCGUUCUCACAGUGUUUUGACUAUUCAUGUGUAUGGUAAAGAGUUGGUUUCUGGAUCUAUUCUCAAAGGUUGCCUGCAUUUGGUGGAUUUGGCUGGGAGCGAGAGAGUGGAUAAGUCUGAGGCAGUAGGUGACAGAUUGAAGGAAGCUCAACACAUAAAUAAAUCACUCUCGGCACUAGGAGAUGUCAUCUCAGCACUUGCACAAAAGAGUGCACAUAUUCCUUACAGAAAUAGCAAGCUUACUCAAGUAUUACAAUAUUCUUUAGGUGGUCAAGCUAAAACAUUAAUGUUUGUACACAUAAGUCCUGAAGUCAAUUCCAUUGGAGAGACAGUAAGCACACUGAAGUUUGCUGAGAGGGUUGCUUCCAUAGAACUCGGGGCAGCUAAAUCGAACAAGGAAACCAGUGAAAUCCGAGAACUUAAAGAAGAGAUAUCAAAUCUUAAACUUGCAUUGGAAAAGAAAGAAGCAGAAGUAGAACAACUGAAAGGUGGAAAUGCUCGAAGCGCGACUGAAUCUCAACGAGCAAGAGCGGUUUCACCUUUCCAUAUUCCAAGACGUAAGCCUGAAUCAUCUCCGAGACGUGGUGAUGAUAAUAGAAUCACAGAGGCUAGAAGCUGUUCUUUGGGUAAGCAAAGGAGGUCAAGAUUUCCAUCCGUGUUUGCAGACAAGGAGACGUUUCCUAAGAUGCCUAUUCUAGCUGAAGAGAGAUUACCGAGUGUAGUAAAUGCAAGGUCACCGUCUCCUCCUGUUCGGAGGUCCUUAUCCACUGAUAGAGGAGCCUUAAUUAGAAGCAGGAUCAAGGCUGACACAGUUGAAAAUCAACCAGUCUCAAAAGUACCAUUUCCGGCUAGAGUACCGGUUAACAAAUCCUUAGCCAGUACAACCGUGACCCCAUCAGCAGAUAGCAACUCCUCCAGGGUUCAUGUAAGUUCUCAAGAGAUUUCCAAACAAGAUAGCAUCUCUGAUAAACUUAGCAUGAAGAAACUGCAUCAGGAACACGAAGAAGAGCAGUUUAGGCAAGCCCUUAAUGUUAGACAAGGUGGAAUUAGGAAAAGCAAGGCUGAGAGCAAAGCUAAAAUGAAGCACCAACUGCCUACAAGACUUCAUAAAACCGAUGCAGCAGUCACAUUGCUUUCUGAAAUAGAUACAGGUGAGAAAAUAGAGGAGCCUCGAAAAAGCGACUUCUCCGAGACAGAAAAUGAGAAUACACUCAUUGGCUCUCUUACAUCCAGCGCGUUGAAGACGAAGAGGUUUCGACAGAACAUCACCAGGAAUUCACAGAAUGUUGAACCAAGGGGCUCAGUGCAAGCAGUAGAACCUUUUUUGGGAGAGAAAAACCGACAAGCAAAGGAUGGAAGUAAAACUUUGAUGCCUGAAUUUCGAAGGAGCCGGUCAUCACCUCGUGGGAAAUUUUUGGUUUUGCCUUGAUGAUACUACAGUAUAUAGGGGAAUUAAAUUCUUGGACUUCGAUAUAUUUUUAAAGGUUUUGUACAGUAAGUACUGAGGUUGGUGUUUCCAAAUUCCAGGUUGCAUUUGCUGAUCAAGAUAUGUCAUUGAAGCUGAUUAUAUGUACACUUAAAAACAUACAUAUCUAUAUAUGAUUUGUUUUACUUGAGAGAA